AUGAUUAAGAACGACGAUACUCGCAUUCGGCGGCGCAUAGUUCUCAAGGAGAACUCGUGCACGACGUUCUAUAAAGUCCCGAGUUUGAAGGUAGCUUGUAAGAUAGGCAAAGACAUUGUCAAAGGGUUGAAUCUCUUGCGAGAAGCAGGGCUUAUCCACCGAGACAUCAGCGGCGACAACUGUUUAAUUUAUUUCGACGAGGAAAGCGAGAGUUACUACGGCAAAAUCGCAGAUCUGGAAUACUGCAAGGAGUAUCGCAAAGUUGGAGCUACUAGUCAUAAUUCAGAUCCCAUCUUGGGCACAAAGGAAUUCACGGCCGUCGAGGUGGAGAAACAAUUCUUCCUUGCGCCUUCAAGUCUCCUACCACUCGAGACAGAGUUUCAUCGACACUACUUGCACGACCUGGAGUCACUCUACUGGCUCAUGGUCUGGUGCGCCUUUGUCCUGGUUCACGACGACAUUCAGCAAGUCGAUGUGGAAAUGUGGGAGAAAGCGUUCUUCGAUUUGUUCCCCGGGGUCCAGGGCACAUCGAUGAAAUCCUCUCCAGGCAAACUGGAGACCAUCUGCUUUCCUUAUGCACCGUUGAACGCACUGAACAGGUGCGGCGGAAGGGAUGAGGAUACUCUCACUGUCUUGGAGGACCUUUUCAACCUCGCGAACGACCUCCGGAGCGAGUAUACCCGGCUUCAGACCAUACCCCAGGAUGCCCACGCCCAUCAGUCAAUAUCCCAGGAUUCCCGGCUUCAAAAGCUUAUAUACCCCCAGGAUACCCAGCUUCAUAAAUCUAUACACCCCCAGGAUACCCAGCGGCCUCAAGUUGCAAGCAGCGGCACUCGUUGUCGAUGGGCACAAGAACACUUUCGUCCCGACAUAUACCACAAGUUUUCCAACGUCUUGGAGACCGUUUCAAAUCGUCUAUCGGAGCCGGAUCAAGUGUCGAUGUCGAUGUGGAAGUUGUACUGGGAGAUGGAGAUGGAGAGGGAGAGGGUCAGUGAGCGUGCCACUGGCAGUCAUGCGUAG
This is a messenger RNA of Coprinopsis cinerea okayama7#130, 1020 nucleotides long. RefSeq names its product other/FunK1 protein kinase. The transcript has 3 exons. Lineage: Eukaryota; Fungi; Basidiomycota; Agaricomycetes; Agaricales; Psathyrellaceae. The record is from RefSeq and is a predicted model, not a curated record. Gene Ontology annotation, molecular function: protein kinase activity; ATP binding. The coding region runs from base 1 to 1020 and encodes 339 amino acids. Gene Ontology annotation, biological process: protein phosphorylation.